Messenger RNA from Saccoglossus kowalevskii, 1472 nucleotides. Its product is annotated as trypsin-5-like. Gene Ontology annotation, biological process: proteolysis. NCBI's taxonomy places the organism in Eukaryota, Metazoa, Hemichordata, Enteropneusta, Harrimaniidae. The record is from RefSeq and is a predicted model, not a curated record. Gene Ontology annotation, molecular function: serine-type endopeptidase activity.
AUGAAAACUGUGUGUAUUUGUGUGUGGAUGCUGAUGAUAGUUUAUGCCCAGGAAGAUUCUGGAUGUGGCAAUGAAAGGUACAUGACAGGAGUUACUGGCACAUUUACGUCCAUGAAUUUUGACGGUGAAACUCCGUAUGAUAGUUUUGCAGACUGCAGAUGGAACAUCGAUAUUCCUAAUUCAGAUAAGGUUGUAGAGUUGUCCUUUAGCCAUUUUGAUGUGGAGGGAUCCGCCAGAUGCCAGUUUGACGAAGUGGCCGUUCAUGAUGGUGGCGGUGCACCUUCUCCAAUUUUAGAGAGACUUUGCGGGCAUCAUAUACCUUUCCCAAUCAGCUCGACUGGGCCAUCGAUGUAUGUCACUUUUAUAAGCGACUCCGUCAUUGAAUGGACGGGAUUUGAAGCUCAUUAUCGCUCACGUGACGAACCAAUUUCGUGUGAACAGCCAACAUAUUUAUGUGGUAAUGACGAAUCUGGAUACUGUGCCCCUUCAGAAGAACGAUGUGAUGCUAAACUGCAUUGCAUUAUUGAUGAGCUAGGGUGCCCUGGAAACAGAGAUAAUUGCGGUCAACCAGCAAUUACACCUAAUACUGGUUCUGAAGUUCAUACAGAUAUUGUUAAUGGUGAAACUGCUAUUCCACACAGCUGGCCAUGGCAGGCCAGUCUACAUAACUCAAAAUUCCAUGCAUGUGGUGCUUCUAUCUUGAAUGAAAAAUGGGUUAUUACAGCCGCACAUUGUGUUUCUCUUGCCCGUGAUAACGUCUACAUAUUCGACGUUGUGGCUGGUGAACAUAACUUGACCGACCCAGCACCUUCUAGACAAGAAUAUGGCCUCGAGAAGAUCAUAGUACACGCAGAAUAUAAUCCUGUAGUUAUGAACAAUGAUAUUGCAUUGCUAAAGAUUCGAGGAGUAAUCAAUAUGACGGCAGAAAUAAGUGAGAUAUGUCUACCCGCACAAGGAACUGGCCACCAGGACGGGGACGAGGCGUGGAUUACUGGAUGGGGAGACUCCCUAGGUACUGCUGACGAAAGAGCAUUGCAACAAGCAAAGACGUAUUUAAUAGACACGGCCGCGUGCAACGAUACUGAAUCAUACAAUGGAGCGAUAUCGACUAAUAUGGUGUGUGCGGGUUACUUGGAAGGAGGGAUCGAUGCUUGCGAGGGUGAUGAUGGUGGUCCCCUUGUCCGGGAAGAUCCUAUCACAAAAAUAUGGUACCUGUAUGGCAUCACCAGCUGGGGAGAUGGUUGUGCUCUAGCCAUGAAACCCCAUGUAUAUACCAAAGUCAGUAAUUACGUCGACUGGAUAAACCAAAUGAUGCUUGCAAAUCCUUAAAUCAGAACAAAGGAAAAGAACUACCAAUUUUGAGCUGAAGCAUUCAGCUUAAACAGUCAACGAUUACAAUAAUAAUAAUAAUAAUAAUAAUAAUAAUAAUAAUAAUAAUACAUUGACCAUGGAAUAUAAUAAUAAAACAAAUU